Cuscuta campestris is the source of this 844-nucleotide messenger RNA. NCBI's taxonomy places the organism in Eukaryota, Viridiplantae, Streptophyta, Magnoliopsida, Solanales, Convolvulaceae. The record is from the annotation of a GenBank genome assembly.
UAAACUUGGUAAAAAAUCAAAGUAAAAAAAAGUUUAAUUUGAGAUGGAGAGACUAUAUAUAUGGGUGGCGCCUGGCAUCUCCGCUCCGGGGCUGCAAGAGAGAGUAAUUAAAUUUGUAUUGAUCAGUAAAAAAAACAGAGCGCCGGAGAUGAUGAAGGAGGCUGCGGUGGGCGGCGGCGGCGGCGGGGUGGAGAGCGGGCGGAGGGAGGAGGAGUACCAGGACUUGCUGGCGGUGAUGGCGGAGAAGCUGGACGUGGAGAGCUUCGUGGGGGAGCUGUGCGGCGGGUUCCGGCUGCUGGCGGAGGCGGGGACGGGGCUGAUCACUCCGGGCAGCCUCCAGAGGAACUCGGCGGUGCUGGGGAUGGAAGGGAUGAGCAAGGCGGAGGCGGAGGCCAUGGUGACGGAGGGCGACCUCGACGGCGACGGCGCCCUGAACGAGAUGGAGUUUUGCAUACUAAUGGUGAGACUGAGUCCGGAAAUGAUGGAAGAGGCAGAGGAAUGGCUUGACAAGGCACUCCAAUCUCACCUCCCCACUCCUACAAAUUAAUUUAAUCCCCAAUUAAUUAAUAAUUAUUAUUAUUAUUAUUAAUGUCAAAAAUUAAAUGUAUGUGUCAAAAUUUUAGUUUAGUAGUAGUACUACUACUUUGUCAUUAUUCUCUCUUUCUUCUUCUUUUUUUCUUUUGUUUUGUGAAGAAAAAAAAUGUGUUUUUCGGUUUUCUUUUCGAUCCGUCUCAUGAAGAUGUAUUUGUUUCUAUCUUUCAAAAUCUAGUGUGAUCCGCGGUGUUCAUCUUUGUUUUGAAAAAUCUUCAGAGCGUUUAUUUCUUAAGAAAGACGGAAAGUCUCA